Messenger RNA from Larimichthys crocea (large yellow croaker), 5763 nucleotides. Its product is annotated as forkhead box protein O3. Gene Ontology annotation, biological process: regulation of transcription by RNA polymerase II. Gene Ontology annotation, molecular function: DNA-binding transcription factor activity, RNA polymerase II-specific; RNA polymerase II cis-regulatory region sequence-specific DNA binding. Lineage: Eukaryota; Metazoa; Chordata; Actinopteri; Sciaenidae. Bases 1364 to 3550 code for a protein of 728 amino acids. Gene Ontology annotation, cellular component: nucleus. The record is from RefSeq and is a predicted model, not a curated record. The transcript has 3 exons.
GGUGUUUUGUAGGUCUCCUCUCUGUGGUUGGAGAUGAUUUGAAGCCCAGUUUCACCUCACUCCUCCCGGGAUUAAAAUCUAGGGUUACUUAAUCUCUCUUAAUCUGAACUAAAUCUGUCUAAUCGGCAUAGAAAAUUACACUCACUGAGGUGUAUAGCCCGCAAAUAAUCAGCAAGAGGUGAAACCUCCUGCGCACUGAGAGAGUUCUCCCUGGAGGGCAUUUGGACGCUGCACACGUUGCGCGGGACAAUUUGUUACGCACAAAGACGAACCAGACACUGAAUUUUUAUUUUUAUUUUUUUAAAGGACAAAACGUGUGUGGAGAUUGUGUAGGAAUUUCCACAUUGUGUUGUUUUUGCCGGGGCUGGACGUGGAGGGCUGGCACACAAAACGCGGCGUGACGCUCCGCCAGAGACAUCAUUAUGCAGAGUUUUGAUUAAGAUUUUCGGGGUUUUGCUCUCUUGGUUCAUAUCAGAGAUGGCAGAAAGAGAGAGAGGGAGAGACAGACAGAGGGAGAGAGAGAGAGAGUUCGGGAUUUCGCUGUAAUCAUGUUCGGAGAGUAUUGAUUUCGUGAGCGCACUCCAAUUGGCAGCAUCUCCACUACAGCGCCGGCGCGUCAUCCUCGGUUCACAUCGACGGAACGAGUUACUGGGGAAUUUAUCGAUUCGUCACAUGCGCACGCCUCUUCAUUAUAAUUGCAGACAGUUGGGUGCUGUUCAGGCUGAAUGGACUUGAAUGUGCCGCUGCCAGCUUAAUCCGUGCAGACUGGAAGAUUUAAUAAUUCACGGUAAUCACGCAUUAUCGCCUCAGUGGAUGCUCUCUACACAGCCCCGGUGAUUUUUUUUUUCCUCCUUCUCCUUAUUCCUUCCCUCUCUCUUUUCCCCAUUCUUCCUGUUGUCUUCUGGAGGAUUUAUCGACGACUACCUUGCAAAUAUGCUCCUUAUCUGAAAUAUCAUCUGUUGCUGCAACUGGAUUGAAAAGCAACCCCCAGCCCCCCCCCGCCCCCCCACAUGACUGGCUCCAACACGCGUUUGAGACCGACUGUCUUCAGGUGAUGUGGACUGAGCAUUUUUAAAAUCACCAUUUGAGAUUUUUUACUCCAGGUAAAAUGGACGGAAAAUUAUUAUUACUUUUAUUACUUCUCUUAUCUCUCCACGCAAGGCUGUGAUUUGUGCUCGUAUCCAUCAUGAUCUUUCUACUCCGUUGAAUUGCCACUUAUUGAUUCAGACUGUAAGCUUUAAUAGCAGUAUUACGAGGCGAAUUUCAACGUGAUUUCAUUGAGGACAGUGGGAUACGGGGUUCGUGGAGGUAUCUCCCUCCCUUGCUCUUCAUUUGAUUCAUACCAUUCUCAACUGAAGGGUAAAUGUUGAUGAUGGAGGACGACGAAUUAGACGCUCAUCAGGUUGAUUCGGAUUUCGAGCCGCAAAGCCGGCCUCGCUCUUGCACCUGGCCGCUGCCAUGCCCGGAGGAUUUCCCCGGUGGACACGAGGUCAGCGGAGGUCUUCCACUGGCCAACAUCAAGGUGGAACCAGAGGACGUCCCGGCUUCGGCUUGCAGAGCGGGACUCGUGGGCGGAACGCCGGGUGAGCUGAAGCAUCCAGCCGGCGCCCCGGCACCCACAGGCGCGACGCACCCAUGCCUGGCUGGCGCGGCGCUCGAUGUGACCGGACCGCUGCGCAAAGCCAAAUCCUCGCGGCGGAACGCGUGGGGGAACCAGUCCUACGCGGAUCUCAUUACCCGCGCCAUUGAGAGCACCCCAGAAAAGAGACUCACGCUGUCACAGAUAUACGACUGGAUGGUCCGUUAUGUGCCCUAUUUCAAGGAUAAGGGUGACAGUAAUAGCUCAGCUGGCUGGAAGAACUCCAUCCGACACAACCUAUCCCUCCACACACGUUUCAUCAGGGUGCAGAAUGAGGGAACAGGGAAGAGUUCUUGGUGGAUGCUGAACCCAGAUGGAGGCAAGAUGGGAAAGGCCCCCCGCCGACGAGCAGUCUCCAUGGACAACAGCACCAAAUACUUAAAAAGCAAAGGCCGCAUCAGAGGCAAGAGGGUCGGCCGUCCUGGGAUAGGAGCUGGGUCUGCUGUGGUGGGCCUCCAGAGCUCCCCCGACCAUGGUAGCCCACCACAGAAAGGACUCCCAGGAUCUGGAGGUCCAUCUGGGACAGAUGGAGAGUUUGAUGCUUGGACGGACCUCCAUUCCAGAGCUAGUUCGUCAGCCUCUACCCUGAGUGGGCGUCUGUCACCUAUCCUCGCAGAGGGAGAGCCAGAGGAACCAGAGGAGGGUGGUCUUUCCUGUUCCACUUCCCCCCAUCUUUAUCCCUCACCGACCAGUGCCCGCUCUCCAUCCAUGGGGGCAGGGAACCGCUGUCCUCCCUUGGAGCAGCUGCCUCAGCUGGCUAACCUGACAGGUGCCAUCAGUUUGGAUGAGCAUCUAAUGGAGGAUAGUUAUCAUCACCAUCACCCAACUCAGCAGCAACACCAGCAGCAUCAAGCUGUUGGCAGACAUAAGCACCAAACCCCUGUCUACCAUUACAGUUCUGGAGUGAAGGGGCAGAGCCCAUAUGGUGCAGGCGUUUAUGGUACAACAGGCAUGGGGAUGUUGUGUCACCACUCACCCAUGCAGACCAUUCAGGAGAACAAGCCAGCCAGUUUCUCUGGAACCAUGCGGGCAUACUCCAGCACCAAUGCCCUGCAAAGUCUGCUAACAGGUGGACAGCAAUACUGUUCCAAGGACAUGAUGCUGGGACAGGAGAGAGAAAGCCAUCCUAUGAUGGGUCAAGCUAGUAAUGGAGUAGGUUCCAACCAUCACAGCCACCACCCUGGCCACCACAAUGGUCACAGCCACAAUGGACCUCUUAGUCACAGCUCAGCUCAUAGCCAUAACAGAACUCACAGCCAUUCUCAUAGUCACAACAAUGUAACCAACCACAAUCACAACUCACUCACAACUCACAACCUCAGCCAGAGCCAUAAUAACACACCGCCCCGGGCUGCAGCCCUAACUCCACGAGGGAACAACAAUCAGCUGCACACCUACAACCACAAAGCUCCUUACCUGUACAGCCCUCCGUCACAUGCCCACCUUCCAGCCUCCACCACCCUUCCCCCAAACCCAGCAGGUAUGCUUGGCAUGCCCCAGGACUCCUGCCAUGUGGCCACUGCCCCACACCCACACCCCCGUCACAACCAUUAUCCUGACCCACAACACCAAGGCAUGACCAACGGACCAUAUCACCUUGGCCAGGCGAUGGGGAAUGGUAGUGUUGGUGGCAACUACCAUAGCUAUCAUCAACCUCACCUGCACGAGAGACUACCAGCUGACCUGGACAUUGAUAUGUUCCACGGUAGUUUGGACUGCGAUGUGGAGUCCAUUCUCCUCCAUGACAUUAUGGAUUCUGGGGAGGAGAUGGAUUUUAACUUUGACUGCUCCCUAGCCCAGGGGGUGGGCAUUGGCAUGGGUAUGGGGAUGGGUGUGACCAUGGGGAUGGGAAUGAGCGGUCUGGCUGGUCCACAGCAAGCCCAUAGCAACCAGAGCUGGGUGCCUGGCUGAAUGCCUAGGACAUCCUAACCUCUGAAAGAACUAGCACUGUGCUCAACUGUGACAUUCCUGACUUGACACAGAGACUAUAGGACCAACCCUCCCAUCUCUCUUUGUUGACUUGACAAUUCUUCUGUCACUCUAUCCUCUUUUGAUUUCCCUUCCCCUUGAGAGAUCUAGUUCAUGUCAUAUUAGGUUUUUCUUCAUAUCAGCUAUACUGUGAUGACAAUCUCUCAGCUGUGCUUGCCCAACAUCGCUUCUCAUCUACCAUGAGAAUUGAACUCUCAAUGCACUUUAUUGCAAGUGGGUCAGAUCUUGCAGUGCAUCGCAUUCACAGAGCAGCUCAGGCAGAGCUUGGCAUGUUCUGUAAGGUGGCUUCAGUACUUGAUGGCAACAAAUGAGGAAAUCACAAGCUCUGUUGAUAAAGUGUCAGAUCUUGGCAGUGAAUUAAAAUUAAUCUCCUUUUCUCAUAUGCUUUCAUUGUCAGUAGUGGGGACUGAAAUCCUUAGUUGCUUUGUGUUUAGAUCCUUGGUUUUACAAAUUCGGUGUUAUGUCUGAAAUACAUUUGAAAUAAUAAAAUACUAUUAAAGCAGGUCUGUUAUUUCAAGCUUCGUGCAUUUAGUCCUUGCUGCCUUGACUUUUCUCUUGGAUGUAACAUUUUGUCAAUGCCCUUUUGCUGAGAAUAUUGUCACUACAUCGCUAAAUGGAUUCUAUCAUUACUGGCUAGCGAGCAAUUUGGUGAAUUAAAAUUCUGUAUCACCUUGUCUCACCUGGACUUCUUGUGCCAGAUUCUCUCUCUCCUUCUCAAAGUCUCUCUCUCUCUCUCUCUCUCUCUCUCUCUCUCUCUCUGCCUGCCAGUGGAGACAAAGUGACCAUUCCUCACACCAAGCCAUUAAUGUGGCUUGAUUGAAAUUCAGCAUCUUGCUUUUAAUCUCCAAAGUGAUGCGGCAGCGAUGCGUCAUUAUUGAGAAUCUAACGCGUUGUCCUCCCAUCUCUCACCCUGGCCGCCCGGGCCGCUGCUCGCCUCUCCAACUUAAUGUGCCAAGAGAGCGAGACAAAAUUGUGAUUAACGCCAAGUCACUCUGCCUGCUGUCCUGCUCUGAGAAGGGCCAAUGUCACUGUCCGUUUGCCUGCUCACAGAGGGUACAAAAAGAAAAAGAUGGAGACAAGGAUAGAGUAAAAGUCUAUUGUUACAGUGGGAUCAAUCAUCAGCCUCAGUUUCCAUGCUCUUUGAAUGUGUGUCUGAAAACAGUUAGUGUAUUCGUAUUGUAAAUCAUCUCCAUUAUCUGCAUUUUGUGUUCCCCUGUUUCAGUGCUUAUACCCUGAGCUUCAAAUACUCAAAUGGGUGCAAAGGGAGAGAUUUAAGGAGAAAACAAUCAGCCAAUCUGUGGCAUGAGUCUAUGUCAAACAGGGUUGUAUUGCCCAACAGCCAUCUGCAUCCACUUUUUGUGUGUUUAUUCUGUUGUCUUGUAGUUGUUGUUGUAUUGUUGAAAUCCUAAGGACCAACGAGGACAGUGCUGAAAUAUCCACAUUGUAAGGAUGGAAUCCAAUGGUGAAAUGAUGUUGGUUGUGCAGUAUGACCUUCCUAUGCUCCUAUACCGUGCACCCCUCCCACAUGUGCUCUGCUCAACUGUCUCUGUGUUUGUGAGUGGGGGAAAGUCUGAAGCUUGUUUCUCACUGGCCUUGGGAGAGAAAAAAAGAGGACACCCCUAUUCUCUAGUUCCCUCAAGGAGACUCUGUGCUCAGUCUGUACCAAGUAUGGAACACAAAGAAGGGGGUAAGGGUGGGGUUGGGGUUAUUAUUACAGCCAAAGGUCAAGCACGGCACAGACUAUCAGACCCAUUAUUGAGGUAAAUACCUUUUAUUUCAGGACCUUUAGCCGCGCUGGUUCCAGUUAAUCUCCAUGUGGAAAAUAAGUGGAAUUUUCUAAGCAAAUGGGCCCCACAAAGCAGUUACGUUAUAACCUAUGCUACAGACAUUUAGCAAUGCCCUGCUAUUGGAGAGAGAGCUAUAUAUGAUGUCUAAUUUUUCCUAUAUUUAUUUAUGAAAGAGAUUGGUCUUUGUCACUCCUAAAUGUGGUAGUUGUUUGAGUCAACUCCUAUCCCCUUCCUCUUUUUUUCUCUGUUUUCUUUUUUUUUAAGAUGUCACUCUCCCUUAGCCCCUUUUACUGACUUUUAUUUUGUACAAAAUCUAUAUAUUAAGAAUAUUGUAUAAUAGUUUUUAAA